AUGGAAGCCGGGCCUUCUACCAACGUACCCGAUGGCUUCGUGACGGCUGCUCAAUACAAUGAGCUACUCUUGAAGCAUGAAGCUCUUCAGAAAACCUAUCAACAAUACAGAAAGGAUGCUGAAGCUCGUGCCUCCAAGGCUGCCCAAAAGAUACGCGAGGCAAAGGAGACUGUCCGCAAAUGGAAAGAGUACAUCGACAAGAAAUUAGCAAAGCAGGCUUUGCGAGAGGCCAAUCGCGACUUCGAAAACCAGGACUUUGCAACUCCUCGCGCUGUCCAAUCCAACUUGGAAAACAUUGAGGAUGCUCUUGCCUUGCCCAAUCCGGCCCUUGAAGUUGUUAGAACCACAUCCGUCGCGGUAUCGCAUUCUCCAGCCCAUAGCAGAAUUACCUCAAGUCAGACCACUGAGGGUGAGGCUGCUCGUUCCAGUUCUCUGGCCCACUCCGACGACACGCCUGUUGUUGUCUCCGCAAAGGCCCUGAAAAGGAAACGAAGUUCUCCGAAGAAAGAUUCGCAAGCUUACAAAGUCAAGAAUGAGCUCUUGAGUAGCAGCCCUCACAACUCACGCACUCCUGUGCCAACUCUUUUGCGAGCAGAGACUUCGGAUCUGGACGUCUAUCGUGACCCUCAUCCGCUGCCAAAGCUGAAUUUCGAAAGGCAUCCCCUCAGUCGGGCACCAUUAAGACAGUCAGUGGAUCAGGAUUCAGAAACCAUAGGACGGCAAUUUGAACACCUUGAAACUCCAACAGCAAAUCGUCCCUCAAGGUUUCGCUCACCCAACGGCGCAAACAUAGAUGUUAACGAAGACGAUGCUCAGCUUUCCGAUAGUACGGUCAAGACUGUGAAAACAGAGCCUGGCAUCAGUGUUGCAUCGGCAAGGAGAGAAAACAUGUUGGUCAGAACUGUCAGCGAAAGCGUCGGGCCCCAGGAGUCGCGUCCUCAAAGUGGUCCGUUGCAUGAUCUGAGUCCCAACACUCCCACUCUGCCCCGGACGAGUGCUGCUCCUGUGACUUCCGGCAAAAAGCUUGACCAUAGUAGGGGAGCUGAUGCUGUGCAUGUGCUAUCAGAAGACGGUGACAAUACUAGACGUGGAUUUAAGAAACCACGCAUCGACGAUGCUACACCCAAGACCUUCGGCACGGGACGACUGAACGGACUUCUCGAAGGGACUUCACCUCAAGUUGAUAGAACGAUCUUGAGCCCUCGUUCCGCACCAACGAUUCGACGACAGCGCGAAUGGCUGGACAACACCGUUUCAAAGGAGUUGGAGAAGCAUACAGUUUCAAAGUCUGUGGAGAGGCCUGCCAGCCGCAUCACCAGAACUGUCCGAGACAAGCCAGCUGCUCGCCCCGCUAUUGUAAGGUACAAUCCGAAAGACGACCCAGGCCCCAUCGAACCUGAGCAUGAACCUCUGCGUGCCCGACCCCUUCAUCGACUGAACCUUGACGACUUCAGAGUCAACCCCAAAACGCAUGGACAACUCGGAUAUGCCUUCCGCGAGAGCAUCCGCAAGCGCGAGGAAAAGAAGUGUCUACCUGGUUGUACGAGAGAUGAGUGCUGCGGUGCGAUUCGACGCUUCAUUGCCGCAGGCGGCUUGCCACAAGACACUUCACUUACCGAUGAUGAGUUGACACUGCAAGGAUAUUUGGGUUCGGGAUAUGCGUCGGCAAUACACAGUGCGAGCGCACAAAAGAGACAAGAGAUGCUGUUAGAAGCGAGAGCCAAGGCUUUUGCGGACCUACAUGGAAAGCACAGAGAACUUUUUCAGAGGAACAGGUCACCUCCAGGGUUCUGGCGUACUGAGAUGCCAACAACACAAGAGUUGGAGGAAGAUUGGGAGGAAGCUAGGAAGAUGGACCGACAGAAGGUGGAGGAGAGAUGGAGAGAGGCUAUGAGGGGUGGUCGCUACAUCUUUAGAGAUGAAAGCUGA
This is a messenger RNA of Aureobasidium uvarum, 1929 nucleotides long. Lineage: Eukaryota; Fungi; Ascomycota; Dothideomycetes; Dothideales; Saccotheciaceae. The record is from the annotation of a GenBank genome assembly.